AUGGAAAAGAAAACUCUCGUUUUGGAUCUUGAUAAAACAAUAAUUUUUGCUACUAGAAAAAAAAAACUAGCACCAGAAUCUUUCACAAUCACCUCCACUACUUAUUGGAAUUCUACCGAAAUAAAUGAAAUUUAUUACGUUUAUAAAAGACCUUAUCUUGAUUUGUUUUUAGAAAAAACAUGUGAAACAGUUUCACCAAAUAAUUCAAGCUGGGAGACAUUAGGUACAGAUUUAGAAGUUGGUGGAGGAAAAAAGUUUUUGGUUCAACGUUGGAGUGAUGGAACUAAAUGUGAUUUAACUGGUAAUCCUCGUAGAGUUGAGAUUCAGUUUCAUUGUAAUCCACAAAAUUAUAUUUCUGUAGUUACUGAGAUGUACACGUGUAAUUAUCUUGUAGUUAUUCAUACAUCAUAUUUAUGCGCUCAUCCUGCUUUUCAUGAUACAUCUUUCUCAAAGAUCUAUCCAAUUGAAUGUAGACCAGUGGUACCUGAUGCAUAUUAUCAACGCGCUAUAGAAAAAGGAUUAGAAAGUGGGUUGAAAGACAAGUCAAGGUUGGUAGCAAUAGCAAAUAAAUUGCUUGAUCAGGAAUAUUUACGUGAUUUGGCCAGGAGGCCUGAAUUACAAAGUGCAGAAAUAGGUUUUAAUGAUGAUAAUACAAAUCAAGAUGAUGAUCGUGAAAUAAAGUUUUUCCUUUAUGAUGACGAUUAUGGAAAAAAAGCAUCAUCAAAUUUUGAUAAAAAUUUGAAAAACCUAUUGAUAAGUAAUUUUAAAAAGAUGGGAUUUUUUAAUGCAAAUAAUAAUGAAAAGGUGUUAUUUGAAGAACAAAAGAGUCAUCAAGCAAAAUUGAGCAAGAUCUUUGAAACAAUAUUUGACCCUGAUGUUGUGGAUGAUACAAACAUCGAUAAAGACAAUGAAAAAAAGAAAUAA
Messenger RNA from Entrophospora sp. SA101, 924 nucleotides. The record is from the annotation of a GenBank genome assembly. NCBI's taxonomy places the organism in Eukaryota, Fungi, Glomeromycota, Glomeromycetes, Entrophosporales, Entrophosporaceae.